AUGGCAGUCGUCUUCGCCGGGAAGGUGAGGAGGGUCGUCGUCUUCACCGUCGAUCUUCGCAGUGCCAAGUUUGUGGAAGGAGAUGGAGAGUCGCGAUGGCAAGUCUGUUGUUGCUCGGAGAACAGCGGCAACCACCAUCCAAAACGUAGCCCACGACGGAGGAUAGGGGAUGGAGCCGGAGGGAGAGGAUCUUUUUGGUGCGUCAACGACCGAAAAACAUGA
Messenger RNA from Linum trigynum, 222 nucleotides. NCBI's taxonomy places the organism in Eukaryota, Viridiplantae, Streptophyta, Magnoliopsida, Malpighiales, Linaceae. The record is from the annotation of a GenBank genome assembly.